Messenger RNA from Rana temporaria (common frog), 957 nucleotides. It is a transcript of the gene ELOC, whose product is annotated as elongin C. The coding region runs from base 147 to 485 and encodes 112 amino acids. The record is from RefSeq and is a predicted model, not a curated record. Gene Ontology annotation, molecular function: protein-macromolecule adaptor activity. NCBI's taxonomy places the organism in Eukaryota, Metazoa, Chordata, Amphibia, Anura, Ranidae. Gene Ontology annotation, cellular component: elongin complex. The transcript has 4 exons. Gene Ontology annotation, biological process: ubiquitin-dependent protein catabolic process.
GUCAUUUCCGCUUUGUUGCUUGGGCGUGACCUUCCGGAAGUAAUUGUUGCAGCUGUCUUUAAGGGAAGCGAUCGGGCCGCUGGAGGAAGAACGGGCAGUGCAGCCGGACAAUUGUAUUCAGUCUCCUGCCAAAUCACCUAAUUAGGAUGGAUGGUGAAGAGAAAACAUACGGUGGCUGUGAAGGGCCAGACGCUAUGUAUGUCAAAUUGAUUUCCUCUGACGGCCAUGAAUUUAUUGUGAAACGUGAACAUGCAUUAACAUCUGGGACAAUAAAAGCCAUGUUGAGUGGUCCAGGUCAGUUUGCUGAAAAUGAAACCAACGAAGUGAAUUUCAGAGAGAUCCCUUCUCACGUUCUAUCCAAAGUCUGCAUGUAUUUUACGUAUAAAGUUCGUUAUACGAAUAGUUCUACAGAAAUCCCAGAAUUCCCCAUUGCACCAGAGAUUGCACUGGAGCUCCUGAUGGCUGCAAACUUCCUAGACUGUUAAAUAAAGUAACUUAUGGGAAAUUACUAUGUUAAAUGAUUUCUUUUGUAUUUAAAAACUUCAGUUUUGGUUGGUAUUUUAUUUUUUAUCCAUGUAGCAUGUUUGCAUCCUUCUGAGUGAUGUACAGUAUGUAACCGUAUCUUCAUUCUACUUUGGCAAAGCAAGUGCACUGAAACGCUUUGCUUCCUGUCUUACAUAUUUUCCUUCACUGUAACAUUAAUAAACCAGCAUGACAAUUUGGUGUUGACGUUAUGGUUCAGAUCUUACUUUCUGGCAUGGUCUGUCAUAUUUUUGACAGUUGAGGGGAAAACACUAUAGUUUCUUCUGAAAAUUUUCUUUAAAUUGCCCUUUUCUUCCUCCUGUGUGGCUGCAAUAGUUCUGAACAGAAUGUGAUUUAUAGAGAGCAGAAGGUGUGAAUCUGGCUUUCUGUCAAGCCUGACACAUCUUGAAUUUUGUAUUAAACACGUCUUCUGUA